Molecule: messenger RNA, 2162 nt
Organism: Osmia lignaria (orchard mason bee)
Lineage: Eukaryota; Metazoa; Arthropoda; Insecta; Hymenoptera; Megachilidae
Gene: Unc-76
Product: fasciculation and elongation protein Unc-76
Cellular component (GO): axon; cytoplasm
Source: RefSeq, a predicted model, not a curated record
CCCCUCUGCGUCAGUCGUUCGCGAAGUCUCGCAGGCGGUGGAUCGUGUCUCCGAAAGUCGGUCGCUGUUUUCAUGUGUUGUCGCCCUUUUUCUCCCUUACCUUCGUGAAAAAUUAUAAAACGACGAGAAAAACGGUGCGCCUCGGGGGCGCUGCCGUAAGUGUACAGUGCCGAAUUUCAGCACGGUGAUAGGCUAGCUCCCGGUUCUUCCCUACACGGUCAAUAAUGAGGGACAUGGCGGGCAAGAUCGCCGAGUUGAAGUUCGAGGCACCCCUCGCACGUUUCGAGGAAGAAGACACGGCCAGCUUGAAGAAUAUGAAUCUAUUGACAGAACAAUUAUUAGACAGCAGCCUGAACAGCAGCUACGGGGAGAAUUGCAACGCGAACGAGCCACCGACGACCCAUGAAAAUGGCACCGAUAUUCUACAGGAGGGGACGUUCAGCCCUUUCAGCGGCAGCCUCGAGGAUCUCGUUAACACCUUCGACGAAAAGAUAACAUCCUGUUUUCGCGAUUACGGCACCGACGUCGAGUCCCUGGCACCUGUGCAAGUGCGGACACAGGAGGAGAUCAUGAACGAGUGCCAAAUGUGGUGGACGAUUACUGGCACGUUUGGUAACAUAUUACCAAUAGAUUGGAGCAAGUCUUAUGCUAGGAAAAUGCACAUGCCUGCAUUAAAUUUGAACGAGGCGCCGGUCCCACACGAAAGACCUGAACUAGAGGAUUUAAGUAGCGAAGACGAGGCUGUUGCAACUGAUUUGGACAUGCAUGCUUUGAUCUUAUCCAGUAGCACUGAUACACACAGUCCAGAGGAACCUCUAAAAACUGCUGAGGAAGUUCUCCGUGAAAUAGAUGAUAUAAUGCAGGAAAGUCCUUCGAUGGAAAGAUCACCGGACUCUGAUGGAUCUUUGUUAGACAGCGAUGAAGCACUGGAAAGAAGCAGAGAAGUUUUAGGCUCACCACUUCAUGAGAAAAAAUUAAAGCAACUUACCUCCAGUCAACUGACUGAAUUGCUUGGAGAAAUGGAAUCCUUAGUGGGAGCUUUGAGCGAAACUCUAAUCGCAGAGCUUGCGUUACGUGACGAAUUAGAGUAUGAAAAAGAACUAAAAAAUCAGUUUAUUUCUUUGCUGUUAGCAGUGCAAAACCGACGAAGGCAGCAUCACGUUACAAAAAAGAGAAAUCAAAUGCAAAAUGGUACUAGCCCUUUACCACAACAUAGGUCCCUUCAAGAGUCUAAGUAUUUGACUACUGUAAUUCCGUAUCAUACAGACAGUGGUCCACCAGACAAUCAGGCUUUACAGGUCCUUAUAAAAAUAUUAAAAGCAAUUAGCGAAGAUAGCCCAACUGUACCUACUUUGUUAACAGAUUACAUACUCAAAGUUCUAUGUCCUACUUAGUGAGUAUAUCGUAAAUUUGACAAGGAGAUCGAUAAAAAUCAGAAAGAAAAAUAUUACUUAUUGGAGAAUACAGUUUGCUUUGUUCUUGCCAGUACGCUUUCAGCCGUUGUUGUGCCGCAUCUUCUUGCGUUAAGGCAAGUGAUUUUGCUUAUAAAUUAUGUCUCGGACUACACUCUGUAUCGAUUGUAGAUUUAUAAGUAGAGUCCAUGACAUACACAUCUAGUCUUAGUUUAUACAUUAUAACGUGUAUAUUAUUUUACAUAUGAUAUAUUUCUAAUUAUCUAUAUAUACGCUCCUUGAAAUACCUCUUGUCGUGUAUGAAUUAUACAAUCUUUCAUUUUUGUAUACAUCAUGAAUUUCGUGACAAUUCAGUUUUUUGUAAUUUUUUGUACAUAAAGAUUUUAUCGAAAUAUGUGAGCAAAUUUACUAUAUAUUACCGAAAAUACUUAUAUUUAUGUAGAAAAAUAUACCUGUUGUAGACUACUUCCUACCAAAAAGGAACAUAUAAAGCUUAUAAAUUUAGUAUGUAUUGUUGUAAUGCCAAUGUAUCUAGAGUUACCUAGUAACGUGUCGCGCAAAAUAAAAAUAUCUCGUUGCUCGUAUCACAUUCUUCGUAAAUGUAUACUUCACUUAAAAUCUCUUUAUCAACUAAGUACAUAAUAAGAUGGCAUUGAACACUUUGUGUAUAGCCAUGCAGUGAUUCUGAUGCAUUGUGCUCGUAUUAGAAACAUUGUUUGUUGUAAUAAAGAAAUAAAUUGAACAAUCUUA